ACAGUUUUUUUCAUCCAUUGCCAUAGAACAAUUCCACUCCUAGCCAGCAGGUGGUGCUACAUGUUUUAAAACAGAAGAAGAAGAAGACGCUUGUGUUCCUGUUUCCUGUUACAGUCAGUUGGCGGCUGAAAAGCGCCAAAUCAAAAUCGCUAAAGAGUCAUUGAACGGGAACUCAGAGACUGUAAUGGGAGCCAACGCCUUCUAGUGUUGUCGUUUUGUUUUUAUGCCUUUAGAGUCGUGAUAUUUUCCCCUCACUGCUCAAAACGUUCAUUUUGUGACAAACAUGGAGGAACUUUUCAGCAAAGCGCUACAAGUGAACGUCAGAUGUAGGGACUGCGAAGAAAGGAAAGCAAAUAUUCGUGUCACCAUCAAUCUUCAGUUGACAAACAGUCCAGUACACAAAAGGGAUCUCCUUGUCAGACUCACAGAUGAUGUAGAUCCAUACUUUCUCUUCAACCUUUCCAUUUCAGAGGAAGAUUUUCAAAGUCUGAAAGUGCAGCAGGGCCUCCUCAUAGACUUUGCUUCAUUUCCCCAGAAGUUUAUUGACCUGCUGAAUCUGUGUUACUCUGAGCAGGAGUCAGACAAUCCAAGGUUUCUGCUGCACUUGUCUUGUCAGUCUCCAGUACUCGAAGGACCUGCCAACUUCAGUGUUGUGGAGACGAACGCUUUCAAACACUUGAACCACCUGUCUUUACGUCUAGUUCAAGGCUCUGACAAAGAGGUUAAAGAUUAUCUAGCAGUGUGUCUCUCCUCUUUGAAGGCAGAGAAGGAGGACCUGGAGCUGAAGCUGAAGAAGACAGAAGAGGAUCUGUCCAGACAGCUCACUUAUGCUCAACAGACUCUAUCUGAGAAGUCUAAAGAGCUGGACAAACUACGUUCAGAGUGGACGAGUCAGACGAGCUCUCUGUCCAGUCGUCAUUCUCAGGAGUUGCAGUCCGAGAGGGAAAAGGCUCUAGAGUUACAGAGCAGGCUUCAGCAGCAGACUGAGCACCUUCGACAGGAGCUGGAGAACACCCAUAAGAAGAGCAGCCAGCAGCUCCAGAGCAGACUGACGGAGCUGGAGGCCUCAUGCAGAGAGCUCACAGAGAGGAAAUACAAGAACGAGUCUACGAUCAGAGACCUGAAGAUUAAACUGGUGGGAGCAGAGGAGGAGUGCCAGCGCUCCAAGCAGCAGGUGUUGUCUCUGAGGAGAGAGAACGGCACCUUGGACACAGAAUGCCACGAGAAGGAGCGUUUGGUGAGCCAGCUGCAGAUGAGAGUCGCUGUUCUGGAGCAGGAGAUGAAGGACAAGGAGCAGCUCAUGUGCAGAACAAAGGAGGUUCUGGAAGCCACUCAGCAGCAGAAGGACUCAAUAGAGGGAAAUGCUGAGAGCAAAGAGCUUCAGAUUAGAAAACUUGAGGCAACUGUGAAAUCCCUCUCUGAGGAGCUGCUAAAGGCCAAUAAUAUCAUAAAGAAGCUGCAGGGAGAUGUCAGAGGCCUGGUCGGUAAAAUCAAAGUUAAGAACACUGUGACGGUGUCCCAGGAGAAGGUGCUCCAGGAAACAUCAGAAAAACUGCAGAACGUUGAAAAGGACUUACUGAACAGUCAGCAGCAGCUCAUCACCAAGGAUGAACAGGUUACUAAAUUAAAAGAACAGUUGGAGGCAACAGUACAGAAACUCAAUGAAAGCAGAGAAGUGUUAAAAACUAAUGAGAAUGUUAUAAGCUGGCUGAAUAAGCAGCUGAAUGAAAAGCAGCUGUCCAGAAAGCCGCAGUCUGCUGAACCCUCGGACCAUCCUUCAGUUUUGUCUACAACAACAGGACUCAGGGCCCAGUUCUAUCCUGUGUCGAGCAGACCUGCAGUGUCUCCAUCGGCAGCUGCAGACAGUCCACCUGCUGAACAGCGGGCAGCACAGCACACUCACAGACACUCACUAGGAGAUGCUGCAGGCCUGGACUCCAAGUACUUUGAGAGGAGAGAUGAUAGCAUUCCCAUCUAUGGUUUAUCAUCGAAUCUGCUGCAUAGAGAGAUCCAUCAGCGAGCAAAACACUCUGUAGCUUCUGCCUACUUUUCCGCCUGAGGAAGAAAAUCCUUUGAGCAAAGAAAAACCAACAAAACCCAGGUCUCGUGUUGACACUCCUCUACAAAACUGUCAGUAAUGCGUGGUUUUAAAGUUGUUUUGACAUUAGUUUUUGUGUUGUCUGUCUAGUAUGUGGAUAAAAGUGAAUGCUCUUGUGUAUAGAUUUCACAUUAUGGAGAAUGCAUCCAAGGCAUCAUUUCCCUCAUCAUUUUAUUAAGUGUCUUUAAUAAACCUU
Messenger RNA from Sphaeramia orbicularis (orbiculate cardinalfish), 2294 nucleotides. It is a transcript of the gene sass6, whose product is annotated as SAS-6 centriolar assembly protein. The transcript has 16 exons. Bases 284 to 2059 code for a protein of 591 amino acids. Gene Ontology annotation, biological process: centriole replication; spermatogenesis. Gene Ontology annotation, cellular component: centriole; centrosome. The record is from RefSeq and is a predicted model, not a curated record. Lineage: Eukaryota; Metazoa; Chordata; Actinopteri; Kurtiformes; Apogonidae.